This is a messenger RNA of Juglans microcarpa x Juglans regia, 1131 nucleotides long. Its product is annotated as tRNA-dihydrouridine(20) synthase [NAD(P)+]-like. Bases 98 to 1078 code for a protein of 326 amino acids. The transcript has 9 exons. Gene Ontology annotation, biological process: tRNA dihydrouridine synthesis. NCBI's taxonomy places the organism in Eukaryota, Viridiplantae, Streptophyta, Magnoliopsida, Fagales, Juglandaceae. Gene Ontology annotation, molecular function: flavin adenine dinucleotide binding; tRNA dihydrouridine synthase activity. The record is from RefSeq and is a predicted model, not a curated record. Gene Ontology annotation, cellular component: cytoplasm.
UCUUGAUCAGCCAGUAGUGGCAAUUUCCAUGCUGAACACGGACUCCUCUAAACUGGUCAAACCCGGGUCUUCGAUCUGAGCUGCCCGCCCGGCGAAGAUGGAGUACGAGAACAAGCUCGUCCUCGCUCCCAUGGUUCGCGUUGGAACGCUACCGUUCAGAUUACUAGCCGCUCAGUAUGGUGCUGAUAUCACAUACGGGGAAGAGAUUAUUGACCAUAAAUUAGUCAAAUGCGAGCGAAGAGUGAAUGAAUGUGUUGGGUGUAUUGAUUUUGUCGAGAAGGGGACAGAGAAUGUUGUUUUCCGUACAUGCAACCAAGAAAGAAACCAGGUGGUAUUUCAGAUUGGCACUUCUGAUGCUGUGAGAGCUCUCACUGCUGCUCAAAUAGUCUGUAAAGAUGUAGCAGCAGUGGAUAUCAAUAUGGGUUGCCCUAAGUCAUUUUCCAUUAGUGGGGGCAUGGGUGCUGCACUAUUGACUAAACCAGAGCUAAUUCAUGAUAUUCUGACGACAUUAAGGAGGAACUUGGAGAUACCAGUUACAUGUAAGAUUAGACUUUUAAGAUCACCUCAGGAUACCGUAGAACUAGCGAGGCGAAUUGAGAAAACUGGUGUUUCUGCUCUUGCUGUCCAUGGCAGAAGGGUUGCUGAUAGGCCCAGGGAUCCAGCCAAGUGGGAUGAAAUUGCUGAUGUCGUAGCAGCCUUAUCCAUUCCAGUUAUAGCAAAUGGCGAUGUCUUCAAGUAUGAUGAUUUUCAAUGCAUAAAAGAUGCUACAGGUGCUUCAUCGGUGAUGGUUGCCAGAGGAGCUCUUUGGAAUGCUUCAAUUUUCUCUCCCCUAGGCAAAGUACCAUGGGAAGAUGUGAAAAGAGAAUAUAUUAGGAAGAGCAUCUUUUGGGAUAAUGACAUUAAAAGCACAAAGCACACGUUGAAGGAAAUGAUCAUGCAUUAUUCUUCCCUUGAACUCCCGGAGGGAAAAGCUGUGAUCAAAUCAGAAUCCUUGGCAGAUUUAGCGAAACUUUAUGGGGUGGCGAGCUACUAUCAGUUUGUCAAUGAAAAUAGAUUCUUGGUCAAUGGGAUUAGAUGAAUUUUUGUGGUUUUUUUCAAGAGUUUUUUCUGUCGACAAAAUGAAGACAAGCA